GCUUUAACCACUGCUAAACGAAUGCUCCCCAAAGGUAUGGCGGGAAGGGUGGUCAUGCGAAACAAAGAACUGUCGAAAGAAUGCAACUAGUACCAACAACCAGUUGGUAUUCGUUGUAUGUGGUUGCAUUCCGUGUCGUGUAAAUACGAUUGUUAAAUUGUGUUCAUCUUAAACAAAGAAAUUUAUUCCUCAUUCUUCAAUUAAUCUUUAACUGAAAAUUGCGAGAAUGUUAGGGGUAGCUUCGGAUUCGCAAGAGUCUGCGUUGAUGGAUGACGAAACGUUCAAGGUUCUUCAGAAAGAAACUUGUAACUUGCUGGCCUCGGAUGAUUGCGAUCUCCUGGAUAUUUCUGAACAAAAACCUGAGCUCACUCAGGUUCCAAUUUGUUCCUCUUCUCAAGAUAAAAAACAGGCAAUAAAAAGGCACUUAGAAGAAGAUGAUGAAUAUUAUUCAAUCCUAUACAACGAUCAUUUCAAUUAUCCAGUAAACUUUCAGUUUAGCUUUGGAGAUGGUAGUGGUCAGGAUUGGGUGUAUUCUUCAAAAUUGAAAAAAUUGUUUAUCAAGAUGGAGAAAACCCUACCUCUUCGUUUUACCUGGGAUACGUUUACAACUGGUUUAUUUCUACGUACAGAAUUAGUUUAUACACUUGAUGAACACAAAAAUGAUCCUGUAAGACGUUGUCUCAAUCAUGUAGCAUUGGAAAAUUAUGUUAAUCAAACUAUGAAUCCCGACAGAAUUAAACAUGUAGUUCAUUGUGUGAAUCAUGCCAACAGUAUGUAUAUAGAAAAAAAUGAACAUCUUUCAGUUUUAACGCCGCUUGGUGCACCUGAAGCUGGUUCGCAAUAUGUUCCAAUGUGUUUCAAGUUUUUUUGCAAAAAUAGCUGCCCUUCGGGUAUGAAUCGUAGAGCAACAAAGUUAUUAUUUACAUUAGAAGAUAGCAGAGGAGAAAUGAUAGCUCGUCAAACAUUGGACAUUAAAAUUUGCAGCUGUCCCAAACGGGACAAACAAAAAGUUGAAGUAGAGGAUGAAAGAGUCUCAAGAGAGCGAUCAUUAACUAACCCAACAAAAAUAUCACCCUCUGAUAACCAUGUAUACACAGUUAAUUUAGAAAUUGUAGGAAAAGAAAAUUGUUUGAAAGUAUACAAAUAUGCAUACGAUGUGAUGGCCGGUCAAGCAAUGAAAACUGGUCAGAUGGAAUUAUAUAAACCAUGUAUGGACAAAAUAUUGCAAAAAAUACCUUAAAAUCAUAUUCAAGUUUUAAAUUCUUUUUUAACAUUACACUUUUUAUUUCGUAAAAAAGUUCAGAGAUUAUAAGUUUUAAGAAAUUACAAAUUUUUUAUCAGAAAUGUUUUAUUUGUAUUAAUUAGUUUUUAGUAAUUAGUUUUAUAUCUUAUAUGCAUGUGAUUUUUAUUAUAUAAUUCGAUGUGAUGAAUGUUUACUUGCAUGUUAUUUUACAUAUUAAUUAAGUGCUGAAAAUGCAUUAUACAUAACAUUUAAUGUUCUUUCAAGUACAUGUAUUUUAAGACAUGUAAUUUGUUAAAUGUUAAAACACUAAUUGUAUUGUGAAUACCAGGGGAAAAAAUUUUUCAUAUAUGUAAUCAUAUAUGAUUUAUAUAUAUAUAUAUAUAUAUAUAUAUAUAUAUAUAUAUAUAUAUAUAUAUAUAUAGACAUAUUUUAUAUAUGAUUAUACAUGAAACAUUUUUUUUCUAGUGUAUGUAAUAUUAAGGUAAAAAUAGAUUCAAAAAUACAUAUUUUUGUGAAAAAUCUUUAAGAAACUAACAAAGAAACAUACAAAUAUUCUCCCCCUCUUUCAAUUUUGAUGAGCAUUAAAUAUUGUAAUGAACAAAAUAAGAAAUAUAGAUUUUUUAUAAAUGACUCAUGUCAAGGACAUAAAAUAUAUCCUCAAUAGUAAUCAACUUUUAUGUUAUGCAUGUUUUCGUGUAAGUAGCAAGUAUCUUUGCAAUAGAAUCUGUAGAAUAAAUAUUUUAUUUUAAGCAAUAAUUUUAUUGAUUUUGUAAUUUUUUCUUAUUUUGUUUACCAAGAACUUAGUUUCAUCAUUCGCAAUUUUAGAAUGUCCUACGUAUUAUUAGUAUAUGUUUACGAAUUAGGAUUUUAAGUAAAUAGUUACACUGUAUAUCAUAAAUACUUAUUCAUCAAGAUAAAUAAUACAAUAUAAUGUAUUAUCACUUGUUAAAUCAUCACAUGAAAAAUAAAGACUGUUUUUUUUUCAUAA
Solenopsis invicta (red fire ant) is the source of this 2231-nucleotide messenger RNA. RefSeq names its product cellular tumor antigen p53 (gene p53). Gene Ontology annotation, cellular component: nucleus. Bases 227 to 1240 code for a protein of 337 amino acids. Gene Ontology annotation, molecular function: DNA-binding transcription factor activity, RNA polymerase II-specific; RNA polymerase II cis-regulatory region sequence-specific DNA binding. Gene Ontology annotation, biological process: regulation of transcription by RNA polymerase II; apoptotic process. The record is from RefSeq and is a predicted model, not a curated record. Lineage: Eukaryota; Metazoa; Arthropoda; Insecta; Hymenoptera; Formicidae. The transcript has 3 exons.